Molecule: messenger RNA, 1267 nt
Organism: Drosophila takahashii
Lineage: Eukaryota; Metazoa; Arthropoda; Insecta; Diptera; Drosophilidae
Product: aminoacylase-1A
Biological process (GO): amino acid metabolic process
Cellular component (GO): cytoplasm
Molecular function (GO): aminoacylase activity
Source: RefSeq, a predicted model, not a curated record
AUGGCUUUGGAAAAGUGGGAAAACAAUGAGGAAAUUAAAAUUUUCCGGGAAUACUUGCGUAUACCAACCGUGCACCCCGAUGUAGACUACACCUCUUGUGUGGAGUUUCUUAAACGUCAGGCGAGCUCCUUGAAUCUUCCCGUGGAUGUGGUUUAUCCAGCUGUUCAAACGAAGCCCGUGGUGAUCAUCAAGUGGCUGGGAAGCCAGCCGGAACUCUCUUCGAUUAUCCUCAACUCCCAUAUGGAUGUGGUUCCCGUAUUCCCAGACAAGUGGACCCACGAUCCUUUUGCCGCCGAUAUCGAUGAGGAGGGCAGGAUCUUUGCGCGGGGCACCCAGGACAUGAAAUCUGUGGGCACUCAGUAUCUGGGAGCUAUUCGGCUUUUAAAGUCAAGUGGUUUCCAGCCCAAACGGACAGUUUAUGUGACUUUUGUGCCCGACGAGGAGACUGGCGGUGUCCUCGAAAUGGCGGAGUUCGUUAAAACGGAUAACUACAAGCAAAUGAACGUGGGAUUCAGCUUGGACGAAGGAGCCACUAGUGCCAGUGAUGUGCAUCAUUUGUUCUUCGCCGAGCGUUUGCGAUGGGGACUCAAACUAAAGGUCAGUGGAACUUCUGGCCACGGAUCACUGUUGCUUCCGAACACCGCCGGCGUGAAGCUGAACUACGUGCUGAACAAACUCACAGAGUUCCGAACCUCGCAAGUGGAGAGCAUGGCGAAGGAUUCAAGCCUCAGCAGCGGCGAUGUGACCACCGUGAAUCUCACCCAGCUGAGCGGUGGAGUCCAGAGCAACGUGGUGCCUCCUCUCUUCGAGGCGGUCUUCGACAUGCGCAUUGCCAUUACCGUGGAUGUGGUUGCCUUCGAGAAGCAGAUUCGCGAUUGGUGCGAGGAAGCGGGUGGCGGCAUCGACAUUGAUUUCUUCCAGAAGGAACCUUAUAUAGGACCCACCAAGCUGGACGAUUCGAAUCCCUUCUGGUUAGCUGUCAAAGCCGCAAUCGAUGAACUUGGAUUAAAGGUCCAUCCCAUCGUUUGCCCUGGUGCCACCGACAGUCGUUAUAUUCGGGAAAAGGGAACGCCGGCAAUUGGAUUUUCACCCAUUAUAAACACCACCAUGCGGAUCCACGACCACGACGAGUUUCUGCAGGCCGAUGUUUAUCUUAAUGGCAUUGAAGUGUACAAGAAGAUUAUUCGCAAUCUGGCUGAAGUUUAAUGAAAUGAUUUAUCAGGCAAUGUGGAUCGUUAUCUGAAUAAAGAUGUUCUGAUUCUUAGAA